UCAAUUCAGUUUAAGAGAUAUCUCAAGUGACGAUGUUUUUGUUAGCUUUAUUCAUAGUUAAUGCUUGCAUAUUAUAUUUUUUGAUCGUGUUCUUUUGCAAACUUUGUGGAAUUAAUAAAUGUAGCAGACAUCUAGUGGGAAAAGUUGUUCUAGUAACCGGUGGCAAUAAAGGCAUAGGAUACGAAGCUGCGAAGGAUUUAGCCGAGCGAGGUGCUAAAGUUAUCUUGGGCUGCAGAAAUGUGGACAGGGGAACGACAGCUAGGGAUAAAAUUAUCAAAGAGACUGAAAAUAAGGAAGUCUACUUUAAGCCAUUGGACUUGGCUUCAUUUAAAUCGGUAAAAGCAUUUGCUGAAGACAUACUGAAGAAUGAGAAGCGCCUGGACAUUCUUAUCAACAACGCUGGAAUGUUUGGAAGCGGACACUCGACCACGGAGGACGGGUUGCUGCUGGACAUGCAAACGAACCAUUUCGGGCCAUUCCUGCUGACUUCACUCCUGCUGCCUCUACUCAAGUCCAGCGCACCCAGCCGCAUCGUAAACGUGUCGUCGAUGGCUUAUUCCUUUGCCAAAUUAGACUUAGACAAUCUUAACAUGGAUAACGGGAAGUAUAGCCCAUUCCAAGCUUACAGUGUAUCAAAAAUGUGCACCAUUUUAACGACAGUUCAGUUAGCCGAGCGUCUUAAAGGCACCGACGUUACCGCGAACUGCUUACACCCUGGAGCAGUUGACACUGACAUUACGCUGGCAUAUCCACUAGCAAAGUAUCUAAAGUUAAUUUUUCCUCUGAUAAGCCAUUCUUUAAAACGCCGUGGCAAGGCGCACAGACUACCAUCUAUUUGGCCGUGUCACCCGAAGUGCAGAAUGUCAGCGGGAAAUAUUUCGUUGAUUGCCGGGAAAAAUCUACAACAGAAGCAGCUCGAAAUUCUGAAACAGCCCGGAAAUUGUGGCAGAUCUCGGAAAAACUAGUGCAUAUUAUUCACUAACCCUGCAGUCAGGUCGAGCUUUACCUGGACGAGACAUAUGAUCUGAAAUGCAGACAAAAGAUGAAAAAGGUAUUUUUUACAGGGUGCCUAAGAAAAGUGAAGUGCAUGUGAAAUUGCAAGUUACAGUAAUAG
Molecule: messenger RNA, 1114 nt
Organism: Ostrinia nubilalis (European corn borer)
Lineage: Eukaryota; Metazoa; Arthropoda; Insecta; Lepidoptera; Crambidae
Product: retinol dehydrogenase 11-like
Exons: 1
Coding region: 33-965 (310 amino acids)
Source: RefSeq, a predicted model, not a curated record